GUGCAAUCAACCAGCAUUGAGCCCGCGUUUAUUUAUGCCAACGAGACACAUGAUUUCGCUGCGCUCCAAGGUGAAACGGAACUUCCUGGGCAAAAGCAACGAGAUUUAAAAGAUGCAUCCGAGUGUUAUCAAACAUAUGAUGUGGUCAUGACAGCCCUUGUUCCUAAGUUUAGUCCUGCAAGAUUACUUGAUCCGACUCUUUUUCGACUCUUCUGCUACUGUCACACAACUUGGAGAGACUCCGCUGUCGCUGUCCGCCAAGAGUUAAUUAAGCUUUUUAGCUUGCUGGGCGGACGGAACUAG
Molecule: messenger RNA, 303 nt
Organism: Penicillium verrucosum
Lineage: Eukaryota; Fungi; Ascomycota; Eurotiomycetes; Eurotiales; Aspergillaceae
Exons: 2
Source: RefSeq, a predicted model, not a curated record